Fomitopsis serialis is the source of this 573-nucleotide messenger RNA. RefSeq lists its product as uncharacterized. Bases 152 to 481 code for a protein of 109 amino acids. The transcript is spliced from 5 exons. Lineage: Eukaryota; Fungi; Basidiomycota; Agaricomycetes; Polyporales; Fomitopsidaceae. The record is from RefSeq and is a predicted model, not a curated record.
GUGUCAUGUAAUGGCGCUAUAUGGGCGUGAACGCUAAGACCCUUACCGGAUCAACCACCCUCGAGAUAUAAGUAACGGCGAAACUGCGUUCGACUUCUAUGUACUCCUAUGAAGCAAGCUUCUCUUCAGUUCCUCCAGUACCUCCCGCGCCAUGGCUUUCACAGAGAAGGACUUUGUUCAGCUUGUCACUUACACGCGCGUCGAAUACUAUUGCACCAUGUCGGUCCUAGCAAUGGUCAUUUACGACUGCAUCACAAGGGUUUCAAGCGAGAUUGACCUCGUAUGGACCAGGAGGUUCACUCCCUACUGGCUACUCUACUUCAUGUGCCGGUAUCCACCAAUCCUCGUCAUGGUCCUCAAUUGGCUACGUCUUAGCAAUAUCACGGCGUGCGUCUAUCAACUUUCUUGUGUUUGCCACCAUAGAUGGACCAUCCUUAUGUUCCCGGCCUUAUUAUCAAUAGCUGUCAUCCCAUCAGCAUAGUGUACGUUAUUUCAUCCAUGCAAGUGGCAAUUAUGCCAGCUGCUUUCGGCGCCCUCCGCCUAUAUGCGGUGACGAAUCGCGACUUGCGGGUG